This is a messenger RNA of Zea mays, 1727 nucleotides long. Its product is annotated as ETHYLENE INSENSITIVE 3-like 5 protein. Lineage: Eukaryota; Viridiplantae; Streptophyta; Magnoliopsida; Poales; Poaceae. Gene Ontology annotation, molecular function: DNA binding; DNA-binding transcription factor activity. The coding region runs from base 133 to 1509 and encodes 458 amino acids. Gene Ontology annotation, cellular component: nucleus. The transcript has a single exon. The record is from RefSeq and is a predicted model, not a curated record.
CAGGUCCCAGCGCUCGCUGGUGGAAACAUGCAUUCUCCUAGGAGACGGCCGGCCGGCCCAUACAAGCAGCAGAGGACGUGCCCAGCCUAGUACAAGUACUCUACACUAGCAACACUACUCUAGUUUAUACACAUGGAAAAUCACGGCAUCCACGGCCGGAGGCAUCCUUUCUCCGAGUCCGCAAUGGAGCACGACAUGACCGCCACCGCAGGCGAGGAAGCAUUGGAGGUGGAGCGGGAGGAGUUGAGCGACUCCGAGUCGGGCUGCGAGUCCAUCGAGAUCUCCGACCUGAAGCGCCGCAUGUGGAAGGACCAGAUGCUGCUCAGCAAGCUAGAGGGCCGCGCGGGCGGCUUCGUCGUCGGGGCGGGCCCGUCGUCGUCCAGGCCGCUUGCGCCACCGACGGCAGCGGGCGCGGGCGGGGACGAGGAGACCCCCGAGGUGCGGUGCCGGCGCAAGGCGAUGCUGCGCGCGCAGGACGGCGUCCUCCGCCACAUGCUCAAGAUGAUGGAGGCCUGCAACGCGCGCGGGUUCGUGUACGGCAUCAUCGACGAGGCCGGCGACCCCAUGUCCGGAUCCUCCGACAGCCUCCGCGGCUGGUGGAAGGACAACGUCAGCUUCGACCGGUCUGGCCCCAUGGCGGUCACGGCGCCCACCGGGGAGAGCCCGCUGGGGGCCGCGUCCUGCCUCCACCGCCUCCAGGACAUCCAGGACAGCACGCUGGGGUGCGUGCUCUCGGCGCUCAUCCAGCACUGCGUGCCGCCGCAGAGGAGCUUCCCGCUGGACCGCGGGCUGGCGCCGCCCUGGUGGCCCACGGGGGACGAGGCCUGGUGGGGCUCCCAGGGCGAGGUCCAGGCGCACCAGGGCGUGCCGCCGUACCGGAAGCCGCACGACCUCAAGAAGGCGUGGAAGAUCAGCCUGCUCAGCGCCGUCAUCAAGCACAUGAGCCCGCGCUUCGACCAGAUGCGCAAGCUCGUGUGGCAGUCCAAGCGCCUGCAGCACAAGAUGAGCGCCAAGGAGACGGAGACGUGGUCCAAGAUCCUGCGCCAGGAGGAGACGCUCGGCCGCCGCCUCAAGAGCUCGCUCAAGAUCACGCCCCUCGACGGCGAUGGUGACGAGGAGGAGGAGGAGGACCGAGGCCUAGACGGCCUGGAGCACGUGGUCCGCGGCGUGCAGGACAAGCGCAAGCGAGAGCUCAUCAGUACAGGAGGUAACAGCGGACAGAGCAGCAGCAGCAGCAGAGAGGUCGGGGAGCUGGUGGCCGGCCUCGUGGCGGAUGAGGACGACCUUAUUUGCCCGAUCGACGAGCUCCUGAAGCGUUACUACAGCUGCGUGCCUGCUGGUCAGCACGACAGCGUCGUCGCGCCGGAGAACGAAGCAGGCAUCAUGACGAUGCCUCUCGGAGAGCUCGACCUGUGCGGCGUCGUCGACGACGUGCCGGCAGACGUGCUGUUCGAUCUCAUCGCGAGCUGCUCGGGAGGGGACGACGCGUUCCGCCUGAUGGAGGACUGACCGACUGAGCAGUGACUCAGCUAGUUGGUCCACACGCGUCGCUACGCAAUAGGCUUGGGUGGGCGGCGGGAGGGAUGACGUGGCGCGUUGCUGAUGGAUGUUAGCUAGUCGAACUAUGACUAGGUACUAUAUGCUUGUUUCCGUUCCAUUUCUUCUGAGCUUGUAGCCUGAGUAAUCAAAUGGACAAAUUGAAACAUCAAUAGGGUAAUUUCAUGACG